AUGUCAGUCAUGAAGUAGUUUCUAAGGAAGUAAAACGCCAGGAAAUGAGAUGCUGGGCCGAGGGCGCCUGUCUUGGAGGGCUGGGAGAGGGCCUUGCGUCAUGGCCUCGGCGCCGGACCCAAGGAACCCGUAUUUCCGAGAUAGGAUGGCUUCAGGAUAGCCGUAGGAGAGGGCUGUUUGCAGGGUGGAUAGGCGUUUGGAUAAGGAGUUACUUGUGCAAAGUUCUGAAUGCCCCUUUUUAAUGGCAGUUUCGAGUGGAGAGGACUAGUUUCACCCUUUCAAGAACUCGGGUUUUCUGACAGCCCAGGGGUGUGUUGUUACCCUUGGUUAGGGUGAUGGUUAGGGACAAGGAAGCUGGUUUUGGUAUUUUUGCUUGCCUUUCCUCUUGAAGUGGUGGUUUUAAGAGAAAUUUAAGUCUUUGGAUGUGCAGUAAGGAAGUACUGAAAGGUACUUUGAGAAAUGAGUUGGAAUUUAGGGAGGCAGUCACUGUUUUGUUAUUAUUUUAGUUAUUGUUUAAUUACUUUAUUAGGGUUUGGUUUAAUUACUUGAGAAAUGUAACAAAGAAAGACAAAGGAAAGAUGAAUAUCAAUAAAUAAUACAAAUAAGACAAUAAAAAACAUGCUCAUUUGGAAAUAAAAAAGAGAUGAUAAUAACAUCAUUAUUAUCUUCUAUCACUUAUUUCUACAGCAAAGAAACUUUAAAUACAGUGAAAUACUCCAACCCAAAUAGUUUUGUAAAGGAUGCAUUAGAAUGUUUCCAUCAAUAGUUAAAGUACUCAAAGGUCUGGGUCUGGCCAGGCAGAGUAGCUCAGUUAUUGAUCAUUUUAUUGAUUAGUUCCACAGUAGUAGGAUAAAAGUUUGGGUUAGAGGCAAGAUUCAGUUUGUCUCAUGGAGUGUGUGUGGAAGGACAAGGAUCCUGUUUUGAUUUGUUUCUUUUUUUAAAGCUGGUGAUGAACAGUGUUGACGCAUCGGCCUUGCGGGGAUGGCGGGUGGCGUUAGCAGGGGGACAGCAGCUGGUGAUGAACAGUGUGGGGGCAUCAGGUUUGGCAGCCCUAGCUGGUGGAGGGGGCACAGCUGACCCCCUCAAUGUGGAUGGUGGGGGUGGGGGGGGACCUGGAGAUUCUGUAACUACACAUCUGGCCGGCACAAGCGACGAUGACGACGAUGAUAUGGCGUCGUCACCUGGGAGCUUUGAUGAUGAUGAAGGCUCACUUCCCGGUGUGGACGAUGUGACCGCCCAGCUAGCGGCGGCAGGUGGGUGGUCAGGACCUGUCGGGGUGGCUGCUGCUGCUGCCAUUGCCUCAGCAAAAAAGCGGAAACGACAUCACAUAUUUGAAAUUAAUCCAUCUAUACGAAAAAGACAACAAACUCGGCUUUUAAGAAAAUUGAAGGCAACCAUAGAUGAAUAUUCUACCAGAGUCGGACAGCAAGCGGUGGUAGUUGUAGCAACGCCAAGUAAAUCAGGAAAUAAUUUCAAAUGUUUUGGAGCGAAACCUCUGGAAGAUGUGAUGAAAACGUUGCGGCAGAUGGUUAUGUCCGAACUGGAAAAUGCGUUAGCACAGCAAGCACCCCCACCCCCACAGGACGACCCGUCGUUGCAUGAAUUACCUCCCCUUGUCAUAGACGGCAUUCCGACUCCUGUAGAAAAGAUGACGCAAGCACAACUCAGAGCUUUUAUUCCUUUAAUGCUGAAGUAUUCUACAGGGAGAGGUAAACCAGGCUGGGGCAAGGAAUCUACUCGGCCGCCCUGGUGGCCAAAAGAUGUUCCGUGGGCGAAUGUUAGAAUGGAUGCGCGAUCAGAGGACCAAAAACAAAAGGUAUCUUGGACGACUGCUUUACGUCAGAUUGUAGUCAACUGUUAUAAAUACCAUGGGCGAGAUGAUCUCUUGCCGGCAUUUAAUGAAGAGGAAGAAAAGACUCAGGUUGGUGGUCCAGUGAACCCAGUGUAUUCAGGUCCAGUGGUACAGACCAUUAGCAAUCCAGAUGGUACAGUUUCAAUCAUCCAGGUGGAUCCUAGUAACCCUGUCAUCCAGCUGCCAGAUGGAACCACUGCGCAUGUACAAGGCGUUGCCCACAUCACAACACAGAAUGGAGAGUCGGUGGACGGAGAGAGUGGGAGUUCGGUGGCCAUCGACCUCAACCAUGUAUCUGAGGGCUCCUUAGGGCAAGAGGGAACCAUCAUAAUAACAGGAGAGGACGGUUCACAGAUACCUGUGAAUGUUUCGGGAGCAUAUCCUGUGUCAGGAAUGAUAACGGUACCCCUACCAGUAUACCAGACUGUUGUAGCGAACAUUCAAGGUGCAGAUGGUCAGCCGCUACAAGUGGUUACACCAAUCGUACAGGUGCCCAAACUUGAACCUGGAUUAGACAAUAAUGUUGAAGUUCCUGCAGCUCUCAAUGCGUCACUGGAUGCAUCGACUAUUAUAUCUUCUGGACAAGGUCAUGUACAGGAUGAUGACGACGAUGGAAGUGUAGACAUGGUCGAGACCAAAGAUUGAUGAGGCAUAAGAUCACCCGAUUGUGAUGGGAUGAAGUAACAUAGACCAAUGUUACUGGCUUCAGCUGUAAGCUUAGCUUCUUCCCAUACACACUUAUGUCUUUCUGCCCAUCUCAGCUUCUCACCAAAGACUAGGGAGUGGAUUCUAGUAUGUUUUCAGGAAUUGCAGAAUAUGAGGACUUGAUAUAUCCUCUGCUACAUUGGCCAGUAUCACCACAACAUUUAAACGUCUGCUGACUGAUUGUUCCAAAUUUACCACAUCUACUAUUACAGAAUCUGCCCCUAGGCACAGGAUGAAACCAUACCAGACAGUGUCAGUCAGGUUAGAGGCCCACCGCUUGUGGUUUGUUUUUACAAGAAAAUCUAUUUUUGUAUGAAGAUAAAAAAAAAAAACAGUGGCAUUGGAUAGAGUAAAGCAAACUGUGAGAUGUGCAGGGGUCGGGUUUUAAACAAGUUCUGUUUCGGUAUGGGGUUUUAUUCUGUCGACUCCUAGAUAGUGUGUUGUCUCAAGGGAUGAGUUUGGACUCUUGCUUCCCUUUUUGGAUUACAGUUCAGAAAUUAGGAAACGAUGUAGCUUAUCCUCUUAUUAAGCUGUCAAAGAUAUGUUUACCCUUUUCUAUGAUUUCUGUUGUUAGUAAAGUUUAUGUUGACAGAGACUUUAAGGAGUGUGACAACUUUACUAUUGAGACAUUCAGCCAACUAGGAUGAAAGAGGCAUAUUAUCUUUUUUUUUUAUUAUGAUUAUUUUUAUUAUUAUUGCUGAUAUUAAUAUUAAUUAUGUAAUCAUUAUUCUCAUUAAUCACCAUUAUUAUCAUCAAUUAUUUUCACCAUUUUCAUUAUUGUCAU
This is a messenger RNA of Penaeus vannamei (Pacific white shrimp), 3341 nucleotides long. RefSeq names its product DNA-binding protein Ewg (gene ewg). Gene Ontology annotation, cellular component: nucleus. The record is from RefSeq and is a predicted model, not a curated record. Gene Ontology annotation, molecular function: RNA polymerase II cis-regulatory region sequence-specific DNA binding; DNA-binding transcription factor activity, RNA polymerase II-specific. Gene Ontology annotation, biological process: regulation of transcription by RNA polymerase II. Lineage: Eukaryota; Metazoa; Arthropoda; Malacostraca; Decapoda; Penaeidae.